This is a messenger RNA of Symbiodinium natans, 414 nucleotides long. Lineage: Eukaryota; Dinophyceae; Suessiales; Symbiodiniaceae. The record is from the annotation of a GenBank genome assembly.
AUGCUGAGUUAUCCGAAGAUCUCCGAAGUCUGGAGAAGCUCGGAAUCUUGGAAGGUAAUCGCCUUCGCCCUCCACGUCCAAUCCGGGAACUUCGCCCAGGCUCUGCGAUCGAUCUCGAAGACACGAUGGACGACCAUCACGGGCGACUCCCUUGUCAUCAACAUGGUGAGUGAGACGCUUCAUGAUUGGACAAUCACAAAUCUGGAGGUCGUGAAUGUGGACAUUGACCCCGUGGCAAGCUUCAUGUACGGAGGACUGCUGGAUGUGGUGACUCUCCUUGUGGAGGUGAACUCCCAGGGCCAGCAGCGGGCCCGGCGCCGGCGCUUUCGGAUCCCUUCGGCUUCAACGGGCUCUCCGGAGAAGCCUUUUCGGAGGCCUUCUUGGAAGCUGAUAUCGGAGGGCGAGGGUUUAUAG